UCCAACUAUAGUUGUGGAUUUGUCUAUUUAUCCUUUAGCUCUAUCAGUAUUUUUCUUUAUAUAUUUUGAGGCUCUGUUGUUUGGUGCAUACACAUUUAGGAUUAUUAGGUUUUUUUCUGAUAGAUUGAAAUUUUUUUCUUUAUGUAAGGUCUUUGUUUGUCUCCAGUAACUUUUUUUCCUUCUGAAGUUUCCUUCAUCUGGUAUUAAUAUAGUCACAUUUGCUUUCUUUUGAUUAGUGUUUGCAUGACUAAUGUUCUCCAUCAACAUUAGGAGAGGGAGAGGAGGGAGGAAGUGGAACACCAGCUAGCCCCACCUCUAACACUUCACUUCACCCCAUGGAUGCCAGGCAGGGGCAGAGUGCAGUUCAGCUCCCCACUGGACCCUGCUGCAGCCAGGGAAGGGAGACAGAUUAAAAUCAGCCAAGAGAAGAGUUGCAGAGGGCAGAGUCCAGGAGGGCUCCAAAUGCACUUCUGCUUUCCUGGCAGCGGUUCCUCCAAGGCAAUGUCCUUUCUCUCCAGGAAGCUGCAGUGAGCCGACCCUCUAGGGCCCCAGCAGGGCCAGCAGGGCAGCAUGGCCAAGCCCCGGCUCUUCCGGGUGUGGCUGGCUCUGGGGUCGGUCCUCAUGAUCCUGCUCAUCAUCGUGUACUGGGACAAUGUGGGAACCGCCCACUUCUACUUGCACACGUCCUUCUCCAGGCCACACCCUCUGGGGUCCCUCCCCACCCCCAGGCAGGGGGAGGAGCUGGAGGUGGCUGCGGACGCGGAAGUGGAUGAGUUUAUGGACAAGCUGCUUAGCUCCGGUGUGAAGCAGAGCGACCUUUCCAGAAGGAAGACAGAGGAGCAGCCUCCUGUGCCAGCCUCCAGCCGGCCUGCGCUGAGCCGUCAGGAGGAGAGCGUGAGGGGCUAUGACUGGUCCCCCCACGACUCCGGGCAGAGCCCUGACCAAGGCCAGCAGCAGGCCGAGCGCAGGCGCGUUCUGCGGGCCUCCUGCGCCAACGCCAGCCUGGCCUUUCCUACCAAGGAGCGCUCUUUCGACGACAUCCCCAACUACGAGCUGAACCACCUCAUUGUGGACGACCGCCACGGUGUCAUCUACUGCUAUGUGCCCAAGGUGGCCUGCACCAACUGGAAGCGUGUGAUGAUCGUGCUGAGCGAGAGCCUGCUGGACCAGGGCGCGCCCUACCGCGACCCCCUGGACAUCCCGCGGGAGCACGUGCACAACUCCAGCACCCACCUGACCUUCAACAAGUUCUGGCGCCGCUACGGCAAGUUCUCCCGCCACCUCAUGAAGAUCAAGCUGAAGAAGUAUACCAAGUUCCUCUUCGUGCGCGACCCCUUCGUGCGCCUCAUCUCUGCCUUCCGCAGCAAGUUCGAGCUGGAGAACGAAGAAUUCUACCGCAAGUUCGCUGUGCCCAUGCUGCGGCUAUACGCCAACCACACCAGCCUGCCGGCCUCGGUCAGCGAGGCCUUCAGCGCCGGCCUCAGGGUUUCCUUCGCCAACUUCAUCCAGUACCUGCUGGACCCGCACACCGAGCGGCUGGCGCCCUUCAAUGAGCACUGGCGGCAGGUGUACCGCCUCUGCCACCCGUGCCAGAUUGACUAUGAUUUCGUGGGCAAGCUGGAGACGCUGGACGAGGACGCCUCCCAGCUCCUGCGGCUCCUCCGGGUUGACAGGCGCCUGCACUUCCCACCCAGCUACCGGAACAGAACUGCCAGUAGCUGGGAGGAGGACUGGUUUUCCAAGAUCCCUCUGGCCUGGCGACAGCAGCUGUACAAACUCUACGAGGCUGACUUUGUUCUCUUUGGCUACCCCAAGCCUGAGAAUCUCCUCCGAGACUGAGCCUGCGACUUCACGCGUCCCUCUGGGUUUGGCCUGCAAAGGUCGCGGUGUGCCUGUCCAGAAGCAGCUGGAAAACCCAGAGUCAACCCCACACACACUCCAGUUUUUUACAUGACCUACGAUUUUACGAUCUGGACAUCUUGUUUACUCCACUGCCUCUAUUCACUGAGUACUGUGUUGAUAUUUUUUUUAAGAUUAAUAUAUUUCAGAUAUUUAAUAUGAAAACGUGGGAGGAACCUCUGGAGUAAAGUGUCCCUGCUGCCCUGUGUGCUCUCUCAUGGUCAUUCUGGUUCAGCGACACCUGCUGUGGGGAGGGUCUGGCCUUAAGGGUCCCUAGUUGUCAUCCAAGGAAGAGAGGAGCCUGUGUUUUUACAAGGGUAACAGAUAAAUCCUUCAGAAGUGAAAGUUCUUUUAUUAAGGGAUGUAUUAGAAAAGGUAAAGUUGUCAAAUUUUCAGGGCUUUCUAUGUGAGAUCAAGUCCGAGGUAAGCUGGACUAUGCAGUUGGGGCUACAGAAGCAGGGUUUCCAGCCCAGCCGUUCUUGUCAGUGUCUCAUUUGAGUUGCGGCCAUUAAAAUCUGUGGUUAGCAGGA
Messenger RNA from Nycticebus coucang (slow loris), 2429 nucleotides. RefSeq names its product carbohydrate sulfotransferase 12 (gene CHST12). Gene Ontology annotation, biological process: carbohydrate biosynthetic process; proteoglycan biosynthetic process. Bases 571 to 1839 code for a protein of 422 amino acids. NCBI's taxonomy places the organism in Eukaryota, Metazoa, Chordata, Mammalia, Primates, Lorisidae. The record is from RefSeq and is a predicted model, not a curated record. Gene Ontology annotation, molecular function: sulfotransferase activity. Gene Ontology annotation, cellular component: membrane. The transcript is spliced from 3 exons.